AUGCAGAUCACCAAUGCGUUUUAUUUUGCGUUGCUAACUAUUGCAAUAACUGCGAGCUGUGCACAAGUAGAACCUAGAAACCAACUUCAGGAACAAGACCUUAUCGAAGAAAAAUUAGGAAAGCAAGUGACUAAGAGACAUGCACCUAUGAUUAUCAAAUACAUUCCCAUGCGACCUAUCUACAAUCGUAGACCCAAUGUGAUUUACAGGAGAAUAUCGAGUCAAAAUUACAGAAGUCCGAAACCCAGAUAUGGGAUAACUCGAACAAAGUAUCACUCUUUAAAACCUAGCAGAAAAUACAUCCCUAAAUAUGGGCCAAGCUAUUAUAAGCACCCACCAAAAAUGCGUUACAAUUAUAACAAAGCUUCAAGCUACAAACCGGCAUAUGGUCAACAAAAAAGAAACCCCACCUACUACGUCACUCCAGAACCACUGGGAUUUGGAGAGCCACCAACAGACUAUAUGGUUGAUUAUCACUUUCCAAAAGUAACUUAUGCAGAACCUGCAGUGAACUCUUACAGAAACCCUAUAAAAUCAGCAACAAGUGAUGCUUACUUAACAUCUCAUAUAUUUUCAGAUCCCAUUGAUUUAGAUGACCAUGAUUUUGCGGGAGAGGCUUUAAAAUCAUGGCAAGCUUAUCACCUAGACGGUUUAGAUUUAAACUAUGCCGCUUCUGACAAGCGUCCAUCAUUUAUAAGAAAGCCAGAAUACGAAAAUCCAUUAGAUUCAGAUGACGACAUGAAUUCUUAUUCAGAUAUUUAUGAAUACGAAAAGAGACAUGAAAUGAAUAAUCACAAAAAUAACAAGAAAAAAUCAAAACCUAUCGAUACUACAAAAGUUAUGGAUAGGCCGUGGAAUACUAAAGAAACAAACGAAAGGAAUCUGCCUGAAGAUCAGGUAGUAGUCGGAGGCAGAUAUGCUGAACCACCUGCAAGAUAUGUGCCUAAAUUUCACUUCAAUAGUCCGAUGACAUCUGAUGAUGAAGACUUUGCUCCAGCUGAAGAAACUGUAGACCCAGACGUUGCAUCAUCAGCAAAGAUUUCAUCAUAUGUCAAUUAUAAGAAUAGCAACGUGGCUUUUAGCCCUCAGAACCUUAAUGAUGCAUUUAGUAUAGUUGAUUAA
Molecule: messenger RNA, 1122 nt
Organism: Parnassius mnemosyne (clouded apollo)
Lineage: Eukaryota; Metazoa; Arthropoda; Insecta; Lepidoptera; Papilionidae
Source: the annotation of a GenBank genome assembly